This is a messenger RNA of Oncorhynchus gorbuscha (pink salmon), 573 nucleotides long. Its product is annotated as prostaglandin reductase 1-like. The transcript has 4 exons. Gene Ontology annotation, biological process: prostaglandin metabolic process. Lineage: Eukaryota; Metazoa; Chordata; Actinopteri; Salmoniformes; Salmonidae. The record is from RefSeq and is a predicted model, not a curated record. Gene Ontology annotation, molecular function: 15-oxoprostaglandin 13-reductase [NAD(P)+] activity. The annotation marks the transcript as partial.
ACACACACACUCACCCCCCCUCUCCAGGGUGAUCCAGAGCUAUAACCCCAGCUUCCCGGUGGGCUGCCAUGUGGUCAGUGAUUGUGGAUGGAGGAGUCACUGGGUGUGUGAUGGGGCAGAGCUGACCCCUGUGCUUCCCGACUGGCCCCAGGACAUCCCCCUCUCCCUGGCCCUGGGGGCCAUCGGCAUGCCUGGUCUGACAGCUCUGUAUGGACUAGAGGAAGUGUGUGAGAUAAAGAAGGGGGAGACUCUUCUGGUGAACGCUGCAGCAGGAGCCGUGGGCUCAGUGGUGGGACAGAUCGCCAAGAUCAAGGGCUGCAGAGUGGUGGGCUGUGCGGGGACAGAUACCAAGGUGUCCUAUCUAAAGGAGCUGGGUUUUGACCAGGUCUUCAACUACAAGACUGCCACCUCCCUGGAGGAAUCACUCAGGGAGGCCGCGCCACACGGAUACGACUGCUACUUUGAGAACGUUGGUGGGAAGUUCUCCAGUGUAGUGAUGCCUCAGAUGAGAGUAUGGCAGAAUAGCUGUGUGUGGAAGCAUCUCCAUGUACAACGACACCACACCACAGACAG